AUGUCUCAGGAAUCCCAAAAGGCGCGCAAUGAGAUGAGUGGAAUGGACAAAGAUGAAUUAGAGCAACUCCGUAAAGUUUACGGCUGGAAAGCGUCCUACAAAACGUGGCGUAAGUCAUCCGAUGGCAGGAGUAAUGAAAGGGAACUGUUAAGUACUUUGGGGUUUUUCCCUGAUGGCGAUGCUACUAGGAAAUGUGCUAUCUUGGAUGUGGGUAUUGAGAAUAAGCAGUAUAUCCAUGAAUUUGAGGUGGAAAAUACUCAGCCUACGACAAGAAAGCACUGUAAAGACAUGGUUAUAAUGCAUGGAUAUGGGGCAGCACUUGGUCUGUUUGUUCGCAACUUUGAUGGUUUGAGCCGUGUCCCAGGCCUCAAGCUACACGCUAUCGACAUGCUGGGAUAUGGGCUGUCGUCAAGGCCUCCGUUUCCUGGAACUGGGAUGAUCUCAAGCUUCAUAAAGAGAGGAAAUAUCAGCGCGGGAGAGGUUCACGAGGCUGAGGACUUUUUUAUAGACUCUCUUGAACAGUGGAGGCAAAAAAAGCAGUUAGAAAGAUUUGUCUUGGUGGGACACUCACUGGGCGGAUAUUUAAGCUGCUGCUACGCACUUAAAUACCCAAAUCGAGUGGAAAAGCUCAUUUUAGUGAGUCCUGUAGGGGUUGAAACUUCUGUGUUUGACCUCACACGCAAACACAGUCCAACUCAUGCUCAUGCGGCCGAAUUGGGCCCUGAUGUUGCCAAAGAAGUAUCCGCUAACAAGAAAAACCCAACUACUGACAAUCCCGUGAAGACGUCAAGUUCGUUUCAUGUGCCCGACGACGCUGGAAAUGUGGAGCGCGUCCCCAAUUUGCCUCGCGUGUUUUCCUUUAUGUGGACCUGCAACAUCUCGCCGUUUGGGUUUUUGAGGUCUUUAGGGCCUGCGGGAGCCUUAGUUUCAUCAAAGUGGUCGUUUCGGCGUUUCUCGUUUAUAAAGGACCAAGAACAACUGCUCACGUUUCAUAACUAUUGUUAUAGCAUUUUCGCAGGUGCCGGUAGUGGAGAAUAUGCAUUGACACGAAUCCUGGCCCCUGGUGUAUUGGCUAGGCUGCCACUAUUGAGUAGGGCCCCUGGAAAUUUAAAAUGCGAUUCGCUUUGGAUGUAUGGUAGUCAUGAUUGGAUGAGCAAAGAGGCUGGGACUGUGAUUGCUCGCGAGAUAAACAAAAAGACCCCUGGUAUCAAAGCUGACUUUACCGUUGUCUCAGAUGCAGGUCAUCACCUCUAUCUAGAUAAUCCUCCCGAAUUCAACCGCAAGUUGGUGGACUUUCUUAAGUUGGAAUCUUGA
Lachancea nothofagi CBS 11611 is the source of this 1314-nucleotide messenger RNA. The record is from the annotation of a GenBank genome assembly. Lineage: Eukaryota; Fungi; Ascomycota; Saccharomycetes; Saccharomycetales; Saccharomycetaceae.